Drosophila obscura is the source of this 1669-nucleotide messenger RNA. RefSeq names its product prolyl 4-hydroxylase subunit alpha-2-like. The coding region runs from base 18 to 1535 and encodes 505 amino acids. NCBI's taxonomy places the organism in Eukaryota, Metazoa, Arthropoda, Insecta, Diptera, Drosophilidae. Gene Ontology annotation, cellular component: endoplasmic reticulum. The record is from RefSeq and is a predicted model, not a curated record. The transcript has 7 exons. Gene Ontology annotation, molecular function: iron ion binding; procollagen-proline 4-dioxygenase activity; protein binding. Gene Ontology annotation, biological process: peptidyl-proline hydroxylation to 4-hydroxy-L-proline.
GCAUUUUGUUUUGCCAGAUGAGUGGAUUCGGUCUGAAGAUUGUGGUCUUUCUGCUGGCCCAAGCGGUGUUCCUUGGCUCGGUGUGGAAUCAGCUGAAACUGGAGCAAACGGAAGAGCUGCUAAUAGAAAAUUUAAAGCAUUAUGUCAAUGAGCUAAGGAAGAGACAUCAAAUGAUUGAACAAUCCCUUCAUCAAUUGCGGGCGGAGAGCGUCAGCGAGCAUCAUGACUUUGAGGUGCAUUUGUCGGUUCCACAACGGGCCAUGGCACUAAUACGGCGUCUCCAUGAAGAUUGGCCCAAGUGGAUGGAGUAUCUCAAGGCCACAGAAGGAGGAACAGUCCAAAUUAGAAUGGCAAAAGAACUGCGUCAAAGAUUGCCCAAAAGAGAAGAUUUCAUCCAAACAGCUAAAGAUGUUCAUAAGCUGCAAAUUAUUUACAAUUUAAAACCCCAAGACCAAUAUUUCCGGACAUUAAAUUCAAGGGACUGCCUGGCACUGGGAAAAUAUCUGGCACAUCUGAAGAAUCAUCAAUAUGCAGAGGACUGGCUGAAGUUAUCCCUGAAGCUUUACACAGCUUCUGGCGAAUCGAAAAAGUACAGAUCUAUUUACAAGGACUCGCAGCACGAGCAUCUGUUGUAUCAUCUAGGAGCAGCAAAGUACGCUCAAAACCCAGCAGAUGGAGAUGCCUUCAAUUUGAUAGCCAGGGCGUAUGACCUGGCACCACACGAUUCACAAAUUGUAGACCCCGCAAAGUCUGUGCUGGAACGACGAACUUAUUUCGAUGGAUGUCGUGGUGCAUUUUCGAUAAGGUUCCAUCACCCGAGUCUCCACUGUCGGUACCGCAACGAGGGGUCUGCCUUCUCGAGGCUGGCACCAUUGAAACUGGAAAUAUUAAGCCACGAUCCCUAUGUAGUGAUAUAUCAUGAUGUUCUAUACGACUCGGAAAUGCAGGGUCUGAUCGUUUCGACACGCCGCAGAAUGAGCCGCUCCAUGGUGCAGUACGAAGUCCGUCAGAUCGAAAUAUCAGAUAAGCGCACCUCUAAUGAAGCUCCCUUCACGGACAAGAAUGAUCCACAGCUAUUGCAACGCAUCCACGAUCGUGUUAAGGAUAUGACUGGCUCUGAUAUAGUGAGGUCAGAGCUCCUUAACGUGGUACUCUACGAUCUGGGCGGGCAUCAUGAUCUCCAUUUGGAUUAUCAUGAUUUGUAUUGGCAUCCGAAUGAGUACGAGUAUCAUAUAUUUGGAGAUCGAGAAUCCUCCGUAAUAUUCUAUCUAAACAAUGUGGCAGAUGGCGGGGCAACAGUUUUCCCCAAACUACAAUUGGUAAUACAGCCAAAAAAAGGAUCUGCUUUGAUGUGGCAUAAUUUAAGAGCAUGGGGCGAGGGCGAUCCUCGUACGCAGCAUGCCGCUUGUCCAGUUCUGCAGGGCUACAAAUGGGUUGCCGUUCAGUGGAUACUACAGGGUGCUUGGAACUCUAUAGCCCCCAAAGAUGCUCUGAGUAAACGAUCCGCUGCAGUUGACCGUGACGAACUGUUUUGAAACACUAUAAAUGUUCCAUAUAAUGAACUGAAGAAUAUUCCUCAUUCGAACUAAAGAAGAUCCCUCACUCUAGGCUGGAUUACGUUCGUAAAAUGUGUGCUUUAAGUUUAUCCAUCAUUAUAUCCACAAGCCUG